AUGAUGGAAGGAUUAAAAAUAAAAAGUGUACACACCUCAGGGUAUCACCCUGAAAGCAAUCCUGUUGAACGAACUAACCGAGAAAUUGGGCGGUUACUCCGCACCUAUUGCCACAAACAGCACACCAAUCGGCUACGUUGGUUGGAAUUUGGUUGGAAUAUCGAAUUUUGGAUCAACCACACAACGCAUUCGUCCACCGGUUACACACCACAAUACAUACUGUUUGGACGAAACACACCACUGUCAAUCACAAAAUUAGUAGCGUUCCCAAAAUAUGAAGCUACUGACCCUGCCCCAGACAUCAUCCAGAUCGCCAUGAAGAAAACUCAGAAACAGGCACAGUUGCGAAACAAAUACAAGGAUAAAGAUAAAGCUUUCCCAAAGUAUGAAGCAGGGAUGAAAAUCCUUGUCAAGGAAAAUAGAUUAUCUUCUGCUGAGACCCACAAAUUAUUUUUACUAUACCAUGGGCCGUACCAAAUUUGCGAAGUACACGAAACAAUACUGUCGCGAUACGCAAUCAGGCUGGAACCCAGCGCACGUAUAAUUUAA
This is a messenger RNA of Macrosiphum euphorbiae (potato aphid), 549 nucleotides long. The record is from the annotation of a GenBank genome assembly. Lineage: Eukaryota; Metazoa; Arthropoda; Insecta; Hemiptera; Aphididae.